Messenger RNA from Geodia barretti, 1308 nucleotides. The record is from the annotation of a GenBank genome assembly. Lineage: Eukaryota; Metazoa; Porifera; Demospongiae; Tetractinellida; Geodiidae.
UUCUCACGGAGGUGUAAUUUGAAUACGCGUUCAAAAACGCUAUUUGACGCAGCACAACAGGUGAUUCCCGGCGGUGUGAAUAGUCCUGCAAGGGCAUUUGGCCCCGUAGGUGGUGAUCCCCUAUUUAUAGUGAAAGGAGAGGGAGCGCGAAUUGUCGAUGCCGAUGGAAAAUCUUAUAUCGACUUUGUAGGUUCUUGGGGGCCGCUUAUUUUGGGCCAUGCACAUCCAGAAAUUGUCGCGGCUGUCAAUGCAGUGGUAGCGGAGGGGACCAGUUUUGGUGCGCCAACUGAAAUCGAAGUGAAGAUGGCCCAAUUGGUUACUGAAAUAGUGCCGAGUGUGGAAAUGGUGCGGAUGGUAAAUUCGGGCACCGAAGCCACGAUGUCGGCUAUUCGGCUGGCUCGCGGACACACGGGGCGAGACAAAAUUGUCAAAUUUGAGGGAUGCUGGCACGGGCAUGCCGAUAGUUUUUUGAUUCAGGCGGGGUCUUCGGCACUCACGAUGGGCGCGCCGAGCAGCCCGGGGGUUACACCUGGAACUGCGGCAGAUUCGAUUACGGUGCCGUUUAAUGAUCUGGAAGCUGUGGAAAAAGCCGUUGUGGAAAAUCGGGAUAAAAUCGCUGCUGUUAUUGUCGAACCCGUAGCUGGAAAUAUGGGGGUGAUUCCGCCAGCGCCGGAUUUUUUGCAGGGCUUGCGAGAUGUAACGGCAGAAAUGGGUAUUGUGCUGAUCUUUGACGAGGUCAUCACCGGGUUCCGCGUCAGCCCAGGUGGGGCGCAGGAGCUUUAUGGCGUCACGCCCGAUUUGACGACUUUGGGAAAGAUUAUUGGCGGUGGGCUGCCCGUUGGUGCUUUUGGUGGCAAGCGAGAGAUUAUGUCUGAUAUAUCACCCUUGGGCAAAAUGGUGUCACAGGCCGGCACGUUGUCGGGCAAUCCCCUGGCUAUGACAGCGGGAUAUGAGACACUUAAACGAUUGCAAGUGCCGGGGGUGUAUGACGCAUUGGAGGCAAAAGCCCAGGCUUUGGAGACAGGUAUUCUGGAAAACCUAAAAGCUUUGGGGUUGAAAUAUCAGGCCAACCGGGUAGGUUCGAUUAUGACCUUGUUUUUCACGGAAGCGCCUGUGACAUCAUUUGAGGCUGCCAAUGCGUGUGAUCAAGACUUGUUCGCCCGGUAUUUUCGGGAGAUGGUCAAUCGAGGUAUUUAUCUGGCCCCGUCACAGUUUGAGGCUGCGUUUGUUUCCCUGGCUCAUUCUGACGCGGAUAUUGACGCGACUAUAAAGGCAAAUUACGAAGCCCUAAAAGCAUGUAUAAACUAA